Molecule: messenger RNA, 2856 nt
Organism: Marchantia polymorpha subsp. ruderalis
Lineage: Eukaryota; Viridiplantae; Streptophyta; Marchantiopsida; Marchantiales; Marchantiaceae
Source: the annotation of a GenBank genome assembly
CACGAGAAUUGCGCUCUCCGGCUCCCUGCCUUCUAUUCAGGGGACGUACUCAGGAACACUUCUCACACACACCCUCGCACACACCCUCCCCGCACCAGCCUGCACGCAAGCACCGUACUCUCCGGGACCGAGCACACGCACAAAGUGCAGAAACAGCAGUCCGCCGCAGCAGCAGCAGCUGCAACAUCAGCACCAGCUCCCACUACUUAGCAUUCGUCAUCCGCUUCGUUGCACCUCUACAUCUUCUCGGGAUCCCGUCCCCAUCCCUCCCCUUCCCAUUCCUCCCCCCGGGCGUGUGCUCCAUAACAGUCGCCUCAUGCCCUUUCGGCGCUCCCUUUGCUUCCCAUUUCUCCGGAUCUCUUAGCUUGAUGCGCCUUCCUGCUGCUCUAGAAGCGUUCGUUCGCGUAGCAUCGGUCAGAUUGCUACUGUCGGGAACUCACCUCGGCUUGCAUCGAGCUCUAGCAGCUCAUUCCGUGGUUGUGGUGGUGGUGGUGUUUUCGUUCUUCUUCCUCUUCUUCUUCGUACAGUCCAUGUCCGCGCGCAGCAUCCGUCGCACCUAGAGCGAGGGUCGAGCACCGUUCUGCACAUACCGGGCAUUCGCAUCUACAGUCUGAUUUCUCGCAGCGAUUCCGAAGUUUGAGAUUGUUGCGCCGGGAAUUUCCUGUCUGCCUCUCUUGUUGUGAUUAUCUACCUCGCCUCACGGGUUAUUAGCCGCGCACGACCGAUGGCCGCAAUGACUAUGACUCGUCCGAACGACCCUUUUACGUCAGACAUCGCUAGAUUCCACGAGGUGAAAGGGGCGAAGGAUGAACCAUUCGCAGAACUUACUCGAUACCACGAAGUCAGGGGAGUACGGGAGAUGGUGGAGAGCUUUCGAGUCAGGGAAGUUCCCUCGUAUUACGUGAAGCCUGUGAACGAGCGGCGAUUCACACCGCCGUCCGCAGCAGUUCUGAGUAUGGAGCAGCAAAUUCCGUGCAUUGAUCUCGAAGCCCUGUCCGGUCAGGAGUUACUCUCGGCAAUUGCCAACGCCUGUAGGGACUGGGGAUUUUUCCAGGUUCUGAACCAUGGUCUCCCUAGUCAACUCGUCCAGAACAUGGCCAAGCAAUCGAGCGAGUUUUUUGCGCAGCCUUUAGAAGAAAAGAUGAAAUGUAGCACGCCUGCGAGGGUAUCAGGUCCGGUGCAUUUUGGCGGGGGAGGCAACAGGGAUUGGCGAGAUGUCUUGAAGCUCAAUUGUGCCCCGGCAUCGAUCGUUGCUAAAGAGUAUUGGCCCCAAAGACCAGCUGGUUUCAGGGAUACGAUGGAAGAGUAUUCCAGCCAGCAACAGGCACUGGCCAUCAGGCUCUUGAAGUUGAUAAGCGAAUCUCUUGGCCUGGAAUCGAACUAUUUGGUCGCAGCCUGCGGGGAACCCAAGGUCGUGAUGGCAAUCAACCACUAUCCUCCUUGCCCGGACCCGAGCUUAACCAUGGGAAUUAAGGCGCACUCUGACCCCAACACAAUAACCAUGCUUCUGCAAGACGAUGUUGGCGGCUUACAAGUUUUCAAGGAGGACAGAUGGAUCGAUGUGAGACCUUUACCGAACGCUCUUGUCAUCAACGUGGGGGACCAGCUACAGAUUCUGAGCAACGGAAAGUACAGCAGCUGUUUACACCGAGUAGUUAACAACAAUCGGCAAGCACGGACAUCCAUCGCCACGUUCUUCUCGCCAGCGCAUGCGUGCAUCAUCGGCCCAGCUCCGGGUUUGGUGGAUGAGGUGAACCCCGCCAUCUAUCCGAACAUCGUGUACGCAGAUUACAUCAAGGCUUUCUAUACGCAAGCACUGGGACCCAACAACAAAAAUGGUGGCUACCUGGCUGGCAUCGAGCUUCACAGAAGAUACAACUGCUACACCUCCUCCUCCUCCAUCUCCAGCUAGCAAGCAUCUACUCAUCGCCCUCCCUUCCUGCCUCCCUUCCCGUCUAUCUGUCUACCCUCCACCCCAUCGGCAUACUACAUUGACAUAUUCAGUACGACAACAACCGAGUUCGCUGACACUGCACUCACUGCCUGCCGCUAUCCCUCGAAAAUCGUCUCGAAAAUCCGCCUUGCAUUGUUUUUCACGUUCGAGCCUCGGCUCAAUGUAGGUAGAUUUCUACUCAUACUGGAUAUACAUAUUAUCGCCAUCGCUCGAAUCCGCAGCUGAUGAUGGUGUACUGAGGAGUUUCAAUUCGGAGCCCGCCCGCCAGCUACGGGACCCAGCUCGCCCACCCGACCCACUGCCCACGCAGCCAGCCACGCACGCACGCACGCACGAACCAACGAACGAACCAACCGACGAACGGAGGCAGCAGCCGAACGAAGCCAACCAGGGCAAGCCCCCGAGGCACCAGCCCAGCCCCUGCCAUCUCACGACGCCACGGACGGAAAGCCAAGUGUACUCAACUCGAACACGACGAAGAAGACGAAGACGAGGACGAGGACGAGGAGAGGUGCCGCGAGAUCAAGUCUUCCUCGGAGAGUGCGAGAGCGGAUGAGAAUCAUGAGCCCCUCCGCUCCGAGGAGUGGCUGCCGGAUUUUGAUCGCUGGGUCUCGAGUCGCGAGUCGAACGACAUUUGCACACAGGAGGAGGAGGAGCAGCAGCAGCUCUGGUGAAUCCUAGUUAGACACACCCUUUCCAACUCAACUCGGCGACUAGAAUUUGCAACCGUGUGUGUGAAUUUUGUAGUUUAGGUCUGUUACCACCAUUCUUUAGGGGCUAUAAAAGAAAAGGCCCCCUUGUCAUUUACGAGCAAUCUGACAAUGUAAAGUUGUCCUCAUCUUCCGGAUAUCGACCGUCUGCGGACUUGGUCUCUUUCUAAUUCUCGAUUAUCGCUAAUUCUC